AUGCAUACAAUUAUUGUUUCCGUGCUUGUAUUGAUUAGCAUAUGGGCUAUGCUUGCCACGUCGUCGCCAAUUGGAAAUCAAGAUGAUGAAUUGCAAUUUUUAAGGAACCUUAUAUUUCAUCCCGUAGCACAUCGAUUUCGAUUAUCACCAUGGGCGCAUAAACGUACUGCAGGUUUAUGUGAUUAUCGUUUACAACAUCGGCCAUUACCGUUGACCAAUUCAUUAUGUGCUUUUGGUCACAACAGAGAUGGUCAUCAUCAAGCUCAUUUAUUUAAAUAUGGCUAA
Rotaria socialis is the source of this 285-nucleotide messenger RNA. Lineage: Eukaryota; Metazoa; Rotifera; Eurotatoria; Philodinida; Philodinidae. The record is from the annotation of a GenBank genome assembly.